This is a messenger RNA of Soboliphyme baturini, 357 nucleotides long. The record is from the annotation of a GenBank genome assembly. NCBI's taxonomy places the organism in Eukaryota, Metazoa, Nematoda, Enoplea, Dioctophymatida, Soboliphymatidae.
AUGACUCCAUAUGUCGCAAAGGGCUCUUUCCAGUGGCGUGAGGCGGACGGUAAGGCGCGACACUGGUCAGUGAAUAAAACGACGACCAAAAGCUCACAAAACGUCUACCUUCUGGAUAUCGGCAAGCUGGUUGAAGCAUGUGGAGGACGAAGGCCAGAGUUCACAAAAGUUGGCGUCCUUAAUGAACUGCCUCCGAAACUUGCCACCAAUACAAUACGCACGGAAGAGUACAGUGAUCACUCCAAUAUGGACAUCAACGGCGAGAUCAGCAGAAGAAGGAAGGCAGCAUGGGCCAGUUUCAGUGACGUAAACGUAUCGCCGCUGGAUAACGAACUGUCCGUGCCGACGAAGAAAUAA